Molecule: messenger RNA, 783 nt
Organism: Peniophora sp. CBMAI 1063
Lineage: Eukaryota; Fungi; Basidiomycota; Agaricomycetes; Russulales; Peniophoraceae
Source: the annotation of a GenBank genome assembly
AUGAACCCCUCUACCUCACGCCUGAUCUCCGCAACAAGGCUCCCUACGGCGCCUUCUUUGGCUUCACCACUCACGAGGAAUUCUCUCAUGGAUAUUCGCUCCGCGCUCUCGAGUUAUGUCCAUCCACCUCCCGACUACAAGGAAAAGCAUGCCGCCGUACUAGUGCCACUGUGCAACGUGAAUAAUAUAUCCGGGAUGCUCUUGGAAGUUCGAGGAAACCGAUUGCGCGCACAUUCGGGAGAGGUGAGCUUCCCAGGAGGACGUGUAGACGACACUGAUGCAAGUUUUGACUCUGCCGCACUUCGUGAAACCCAUGAGGAAGUGGGGAUCUCGCCCGACCAAAUCGAAUUACUAGGGCAAUUCGGUCCCCCUGUGCUCUCUCUGGGUGGCCUACGCGUCUACGCAUAUGUUGGCUUCUUGCACGCUAGCGUUGCGGCACGCAUGGCCGUAGACUCGCUAGGGCCGGACGAGCCACUGCCUUCGGUGGAUCUCGCCAGCCUCACACUCUCCCCAAAAGAGGUCGCACAAGCUUUCCAUCUGCCUUUCAGCGCCGCCUGUGAUACAAAUCGAUUACGCAAUCACCUGUUUCGCGGAGGCGAGCCAUAUCCGACAGUCGACGUUACGGAUCUCGUCACAGGCGUAGACUGGGCGAAGCAAGGAUCCACACCGGUGGAUGAAGUGGGAGGUGGUCGCGCCGGCCGCCUCGAAGUCUGGGGUCUGACCGGAUGGUAUCUCUCAGUCUUUCUUCAUGCUUUAGGUAUAGAGCGUCAAUGGAAACAAUGA